CCAGCUCAUCUCCCACGCUCACCCACUACGCUCCAAAAAAAAGGGAAAACAUCCAAAACGGAAAAUUCAAAAUAUGUGAAAGCGAAAGCGCCUCGGGAACCGCACUAGGAAGUAGAAGAAGAAGCAAGAAGCAAGGAAGAAGGAGGAGCAAGCAGAAGAGCCAAACGAAGCAGAAGCAGAAGCAGCAGCAGAGAAGCUCGAAGCAGAGAAGCUCGCUUUCCUUUUCCACGGCCGGUUUCCCUCUCCUCUGAGCAGAGCGGUCCGCUGCCUCUCGCUCCGGCCAGCACUGAAGCUGUUAAGGCAUUACAUCCUCUGUGACUUGUGGGUGUGGUCAAACCAUGCAGACCCCAAAAGCGAGAACUGGUUUAGAAGUCCCUCAGAGAGUCUCUCCCCGUGCUGUACGCCAACUGAAGACAACCACAUCGGAAUCUGAUUCUGCAUCUUCUUCAAAUCAAGCCACUAGAACACCAAAAGAAAGAAGUCCCAAGGUGGUUGAGCGCAGGUCACCUAGAAGCCCGCUAUCUGAGAAGAAACGUCCAUCUCGAAUAUCGGAGUUGGAAUCUCAGGUUUCACAACUUCAGGAGGAGCUGAAGAAAACCAAGGACCAGCUAAAUUUUUCUGAAUCUUGCAAGAAUAAAGCCUUGCAAGAUGCAGAGGAAUCCAAGAAGCAGUUAUAUGACAUAUCUUCAAAGCUUGAUGACUCAGAGGAGCGUAUUGUGGAGCACUCUGCAUCUGAGGAAUCUCGUGUAACCGAGUUUCAAAAAGCCUCAGAAGAACGGGAACAAGCAUUGCAGUCUGAGCUUGAGGUUAUCCAGAAGCAGCUAUCAGUUGACUCAGCUGCUCUAGCAUCAGCUGUGGAUGAGAUUCAGAGGCUUAAAACUGAGCUGGAAAUGGUUGCACAGUCUGAGGCUGCGCAAACAAAGCACGCAGAAUCAGCAAAUAUGGAGCUCCAAAGCUUGAAAGGGAAUCUGGCCGAAACUCUGUCACUGGUAGAAAACAUGAAAACCCAGCUUAAAGAUUGCAAGGAAUCAGAAGCACAGGCCCAAGUACUCAUUAAUGAAACCCUGUCGCAGCUGGGUACCGCCAAAGCAACCGUGGAAGCACUCAGGUUGGACGGGAUGAAAGCUGUGGAAGAUUACAAUUCAAUUACUUCUGAGCUGGAUCAGUCAAAGGAACGCGUGAACUUACUCGAAGGGUUAGUUAGCAAACUCAAAACGGACCUCGCACAUGCUGGCGGGAACAAGAUUUCGAAUCCUUCAGAUGAUAUGGAUCUAGAGCUGGAAACUGGCCAACAUCAGAAGACCAAAGAAGCCAACCAGCUGGAAGAAGAGCUUUCUACUCUUGGAUAUGAGAUCAGACAUCUGAGGUCUGCACUUGAAGCUGCUGAAAGCAAACACCGUGAAGACCAUGCUGAGAGCACUGUGCAAAUAAAGAGUGCUUAUGAACUGAUGGAGCAGAUGAAAUCCGCAUCAGGUGCCAGAGAAGCUGCAUUGGAGGCAGAGUUGUACAAAGCAAGAGCUAAUAUUGAAGAUUUGAAGGCGCACCUGAUGGAUAAAGAAACUGAACUGCAAGGCGUUCUAGAAGAGAAUGAAGGGCUAAGUUCAAAGCUCGAGAACACCCUGUCCCUCCAGAAAGAAUCCACACUGGAAAGGGAGCUGAAGAAACUUCGGGAAGAGUUAUCAGAAGUGAAAGCAAAUCUGAUGGAUAAGGAGACGGAACUGCAGCAUAUAUCAGAGGAGAACAAAACAAUGAAGCUAGAGCUCAAGAAGGGGGAAACUGACAAGGCUAAGAUGAACGAUGAUGUGGCCGCACAAGUAGAAGCAGCAAGAGCUGCAGAAAGAGAGGCUCUCACAAAGCUCAGCUUCAUCAUGGAGGAGGCAGAAAAGAGCAACCGGAGGGCAGCAAGAGUAACGGAGCAGCUUGAGGCAGCACAGGCGACAGGUACGGAAAUGGAGGGUGAGUUAAGAAGGUUAAAGGUGCAGUCUGAUCAGUGGAGGAAAGCUGCAGAGGCAGCUGCGGCGAUGCUUUCAACUGGGAACAAUGGGAAGUUUAUGGAUAGAACUGGUUCUCUUGACAGCAGUUACAAUCCUAUAACAGGCAGGAUAAGCUCGCCUUAUGCAGAAGACAUGGAUGACGAUAUGCUGAAAAAGAAGAACGGGAACAUGCUGAAGAAGAUAGGAGUACUCUGGAAAAAACCACAAAAAUAGGAGAGAAUGAGUCAGCAAGUUGAAGAGGAGCGAUUGUAUUGGCUUCAGAGUCAUUACUCGGAUCUUCUCCGAAGUUUGUAGUAGGAUGCAACAGCAGAAGUACUGCAGUUUACUUAGUACGCCCCCCCGUUGAGUACAUAUGUCUUGGCGGUGGCCAUUUCGGGACGGUAUGCAAUGUUGCAUACAAUUAUGAGUUUAUGCCUUAGGUUAGAAGGAUAUCGGUUAGGGAGAGGAACUUUAUCAUUCUACUUAACUAGUUUGGCUGCAUCAACUAUGGAUUUGAGAUGUUCAAUUACUUGGUCCCAUCAGCGACCUAGGUGUUUGGAUUUCUUUUGGCUACUCGAACCCCUUCCUUCCAUGCUGUGGGAAUGCUGUCUCUAUGCUGUUUCUGUCUGCAUAUACGAAGUUUGUCGUAGAAUUAGAAGCUGCGAGUGCAGGCUCUGUUGUUGUCUGCCUCUCGAGGAAAACUUGAUACCCUUUGAUUUUUCUUCAAUAUGUGAAAUGGCUUCUGAUUUUCUCUA
Molecule: messenger RNA, 2728 nt
Organism: Syzygium oleosum
Lineage: Eukaryota; Viridiplantae; Streptophyta; Magnoliopsida; Myrtales; Myrtaceae
Product: interactor of constitutive active ROPs 3
Exons: 5
Coding region: 339-2207 (622 amino acids)
Source: RefSeq, a predicted model, not a curated record